CGUGAAUCUUUGCCAUCUUCAAUUCUUCAUCCAUCAAUCAGAGCCUCUCUUUUCAUUCACUUUUAGGGAUUCAUCCGGCCAGCGCGACGGAAUUGUCUCUUGUCUUCCAUAUCUUUAUCCUUCUGCACUCAUUGAAAGUUUAAUUCCGCCGAUCCAAGUCGUCCAUCAUGCAUUUCCUUCGACGUGCUGCCUUCCGGGUAGUGUCUACUUCUACCCGACAGGUCAACCUUUCUGCUCCCCGAAACAUUCGUCCCAUCACCACUGUCAAUGCGACUGUUCCGCGGACACGCCUCUCAAUCGCCACGUCGCUGAUCCAAAGACGAUUUGCCAGUGAUGAGGCUGUCAAGACAGAUGAAGAGAAGCUUGCUGAGAAGGCAACGUCAGAUGCGCUGGCCGCCGAGACUUCCACUCUGACGCCCGCUGAGCAAGCAGAGACCGUCGUUGCAGAGCAACCUACCUCAGAUGCCUUGGGAGACGUUGAAGGACGCGCUACUAUCGCAGCCUCUGCCGUCGGUCAGGAGCGGGCCCCGAGGUCUAACGCUCCCAAACACACCCUUUACAUCGGAAAUUUGAACUUCGAAGUUACCGAUGAUCAACUCAGCACAAUGUUCAGCGAGUUUGGAACGUUGAAUCAAUGCACCAUCGUCAAAGAUCACCGUGGUCUACCAAGAGGCUUCGCAUUCGUGUCUUUCGAGACCAAGGAAGCAGCCGACGCUGCCAUCGAAGCCAUGAACGAGAAGAUCGUCGCCGGCCGCAUCAUGAUCGUCCACCACCGCACCGGCACCUCGUCCAGCCAACCCCGCCAACGGCGCGAACACACCACCCCCCGCCCCGAAUUCCCCCCGUCCCGCACCCUGUACAUCGGCAACAUGUCGUGGCAGAUGACCGACAAGGACCUCACCGAGCUCUUCCGCGGCAUCCGCAACGUCCUCGACGUCAGAGUCGCCAUCGACCGCGCCACCGGCCACCCGCGCGGCUUUGCGCAUGCCGACUUCGUCGACACGGAGAGCGCGACAUCGGCGAAGGCGGUGCUCGAUAACAAGCUCGUGUAUGACCGUACGUUGAGGGUCAACUAUGCCGAGACUUCGGCGAGGGCGAAGACGGCGCCCGCCGCGCAGGAUGAGCAGAAUACCCUCGCAUGAAUGCGUGAAGGGGGAUCGAGGAUGUGAGUGGUAUCGCUUGUCUGGACUUGUUCCUGUGAAAGGACCAGCCUUCGUCCGGCCUUUGUCUUCCACUUGGCGCUCGGAGUGAGACGAAUGGUAAAGAGGGGGUGUUUUCUCGGGGCAUAAUGGGGCUCAUAUCCGGACGAUAACGGCUGUCUGUAGCCACUGCGAUACCUAUUGCGAUGUGGCCAAAAUUCCUUGGUUAUUUUCCUAUUCUGUCUUAC
Molecule: messenger RNA, 1387 nt
Organism: Eremomyces bilateralis CBS 781.70
Lineage: Eukaryota; Fungi; Ascomycota; Dothideomycetes; Eremomycetales; Eremomycetaceae
Product: RNA binding domain-containing protein
Exons: 4
Coding region: 168-1142 (324 amino acids)
Molecular function (GO): RNA binding
Source: RefSeq, a predicted model, not a curated record